CUGGGCAACGCUGUUCCUCAGUGGCAGUGGCAGUAACACGUGUGGUGGUGUGUGUGUGGCCCUGUGUCCAGCUGUGGAGGGUGUAAGGACAAAAUGCGGCUCCUAUCCAUCAAAGAACACCCCAGUGGCCUCAAGGUCGUGGUGGCAAGCAAACUAUGCGGGCGGCAGGUGGAGGUGACACACAAACCAGAUAUACUGGAAGGGGCAGCCCUGGAGGUGAGUGAGGCUGGGGUGAUAUUCCGUCUUCAGGCCAACAGUGCUGUGUUGUACUUCCUCCCUGAGACUCAGCAGGGUGGCAGCAAUGACGGCAAGAAUGAUGCUGAGGUCUGGCUGGAAUGGGAGGCAAGCCAGCUUCAGCCAGUUCUGGUGCCUUACCUGCUGUCUGUAGCAGGAGGUCGGGAGGAUAAGGAACUAAGGGCAGCCCUGCAAACCCUGUUGGCCACACUCACCACCUCACACCCUCUCAACACCAAGGAAGUGAAUGCAGCAACGGUAGUGUUAUUUUGCUCACUGGUGCCCCUGCUGAGUGAGACGGUCAGUGCCACCCUUCUGCAGGAACAGCCAAAUCUGUUGGCGUACCUCACCACCCUCAAGGAGGUGCCUUCCUUUAAAGAAUGUGUAGCCUCAUGGUGGAAUGGUGGCACCAGUACUCUAAAGAAUUGGGUGGGUUGUACUACGCCACCACCUUGCUCUUCCCACUCCACCUUGGCACUCCUCAAGGGUUCACCACCUGCCACCCCUGCCCGGGCAGCUCCUCCCAACCCUGCUGACCAGAGCAAGCCAGUUCGAGCGACAGUGUCACCAGAAGCAGUGAAAGAAGCUGAGCAUUGGUGGCAGCAGCCAUCCAAGGUCUGUCCUGCCCCAAGGAACCGGAGUGCUCCCAUCUUGCCUAUUGACGGGGAGAGCAACAUCUUGGUGACUGCCGCUUUGCCGUAUGUCAAUAAUGUGCCUCACCUUGGGAACAUCAUUGGCUGUGUGCUGUCCUCAGACUGCUUUGCCAGGUUCUGCCGGCUGCGUGGUGACAACAUUCUCUUUGUGAGUGGGACGGAUGAGUAUGGCACAGCAACAGAGACCAAGGCUAUUGCUGAGGGGCUCACCCCUAAGCAGAUCUGUGAUAAAUAUAAUGCCAUCCACUCAGAUGUUUACCGUUGGUUCAACAUAUCCUUUGAUUAUUUUGGGCGAACCACAACAGAGCAACAGACACAGAUCGCCCAGGACAUUUUCAACAAGCUGGAUGGGAACAAGUACAUCUGCCAGGAGUCAGUGGAGCAGUUGUUCUGUGCCAAAUGUCAACGUUUUCUGGCUGACAGAUUUGUGGAGGGGACGUGCCCCCAUCCAGGCUGUGGGUAUGAGGAUGCACGAGGGGACCAGUGUGAUGCUUGCGGCAAGCUGAUCAAUGCCAUGGAGCUGGUGCAGCCAAGGUGCAAACUUUGUUCCAGCACCCCUGAGGUAAGGUCCUCUAGUCAUCUCUUCCUUGACCUGCCCUCCAUUGAGCCAAAAUUGAAGACUUGGCUGCCUAGCUCUGCCCCCCAGUGGACUUCCAAUGCCCAGGUCAUCUGUGAUUCCUGGAUCAAGGAUGGCCUCAAGCAGCGCUGCAUCACCCGUGACCUUAAGUGGGGCACUCCAGUCCCCAAGGAUAACUUCAGAGAGAAGGUCUUCUAUGUUUGGUUUGAUGCCCCCAUUGGUUACAUCAGCAUGACUGCCUGCUACACAGACCAGUGGCAGCAAUGGUGGUUCAAUCCUGGCCAAGUGAAAUACUACCAGUUCAUGGCCAAGGACAAUGUUCCUUUCCACAGUGUGGUAUUCCCAUCCACCCUGCUGGGGACUGGUCAAAACUGGACCAAGGUGACCCAUCUUGUGGCCACAGAGUACCUCAACUAUGAGGACACAAAGUUUUCCAAGAGUCGUGGCAUUGGCGUGUUUGGUGAUCAGGCAGCCUCUACUGGCAUUCCUAGUGAUGUGUGGCGCUUCUACCUUCUGUAUCUUCGUCCUGAGGCACAGGACACAUCCUUCUCCUGGGUUGACCUACAGACCAAGAAUAACAGUGAACUGCUCAACAACCUUGGCAAUUUUGUCCAUCGAGCAUUGACCUUUGUUUUCAAGUUCUUUGGAGGAGCCAUUCCUGCUGUUUGUCCUUCCAACCAGGACUUUGAGGUGAUGGCAGCCAUCAACAAGGAGCUGAGGCAGUACACCUCAUCACUUGCCUGCAACCACCAGCGUGACGGCCUGCGGGCAGUGCUGUCUAUUGCCAGAAUUGGAAAUCAGUACAUUCAGGACCAAGAGCCAUUCAAAUUAGUGAAGCCAAACCGGCCACUAGAGGACAGGGAGCGUGGGGCCACAGUGACAGCCAUAGCAGCAAACAUUGUGGCACUGGUGGCCAUUGUCCUGGAGCCGUACAUGCCAGAGACAUCAGGACGCAUCAAGGACCUCCUCGGUAACCCACCACAGCUCAGGUGCCUCCCUCAGGCCUUUACUCAGUUCCUGGCAAGUGGGCAUGUCAUCAAGGAACCUCAGCCUCUCAUCACACAGCUGGACACUGAACUCAUAGAGAAGUUGAGUAAACAGUUUGGGGGCGAGACCAAAGCUCCUGCAAAGAAAGAGGUAAACCCUGCAGAGGUGGCUCAGCUCCAGGCACAGAUCGAGGCUCAGGGUAACAAGGUGCGUCAGAUGAAGGCAGGAGGGACAGCAAGCAAAGCAGAGGUGGCAGCAGAGGUGGCCAUACUGAUCAGCCUCAAGGGACAGCUAGCCACUGCACAAGGGAUUGAGCCAACUCCAGCAGGUGAUAAAGACAAAAAGAAAAGCAAGAAAGGAGGUGGAGGAGGAAAGGAGAACAUAAAACAAUCUCCUGCUACUGCUCAGCCACCUUCAAGUACUCCAGUUGAUGAAGCAGAAGUGAGCAGGUUACAGGCUCUUAUCACACAACAGGGUGAUAAGGUUCGUGCUCUGAAGACCAGCGGUGCAUCUAAGGAGGCAGUGGGCCCUGAGGUGGCCAUCUUGCUGGACCUGAAGCAGCAGCUGGCUGCUGCUCAAGGAAUUGACCCAGCCAUCCUCUCUGGGAAAGACAAAAAGAAGAAAAACAGACGUGAUGGCAAUGUAGGCUGUUCCUGUGCUCUGUGACGUAAGAAAGGAGAACCAGCUUCAGGAAUCAUGAUGGACCACCAUACAUACACUUGAGUACAUUCAGGGGCAGGGCAGGACAGGGCAGGUAGUAAUAAUAAUAA
This is a messenger RNA of Scylla paramamosain (green mud crab), 3221 nucleotides long. It is a transcript of the gene MetRS, whose product is annotated as methionine--tRNA ligase, cytoplasmic-like. Bases 94 to 3117 code for a protein of 1007 amino acids. The transcript is spliced from 10 exons. Gene Ontology annotation, molecular function: ATP binding; methionine-tRNA ligase activity. Lineage: Eukaryota; Metazoa; Arthropoda; Malacostraca; Decapoda; Portunidae. Gene Ontology annotation, biological process: methionyl-tRNA aminoacylation. Gene Ontology annotation, cellular component: aminoacyl-tRNA synthetase multienzyme complex; cytosol. The record is from RefSeq and is a predicted model, not a curated record.